AAAUAGAAGAGUCGCGUGCAUACUAGGUCUCAUAAAGAGCGAUCGCCGCUUGCCGCCCAUUACGCCGCGAACUGUCGGCCGCGACGCACGCAGCCAUGAUUGAUCAUCCGCGCGGUUACGAUCAAAACAUGUGCAACCUCUACCUACCAUCCACUUCCCCGGAACACGUGAGGCUCGACGAAUUCGGAGUCUUCAAAAAGGGAAUGCCGAUCAUUUACAGUAACUACUACACCAAUGCUACAAUCCACGAGUCAUACCCUGAUCCUGAGUACGACACAAUUGGUUCUGUUUACACUAACCUGACUGCUACCACUCAAGAUUACCACCGGGAUGACUGGAAACACAAAAUCAUCAGUGAUUGGACCGAAGAUGACUCGCUCUCCUGGUUCAUUGAGACUAUUCAGUUAUUCGGAAUCAACGAGUAUGAUGUACCAUCACACAAUUUCAGGAUUUCGGGUAUGGAACUCAAAGGACUGAGAAGGGAGGAUAUCGUUGCGAGAAUGAUGAUGCCGAGCGUGGACUCCUCUGCCAGUAGACGGAUAGGGGAUAUGAUUUAUGAGAAACUCCAAUACAGGUUGAACGAAGAGUCUGCAGUAUUUAGAUAUGGAGAGACUGAUUUAUACCCUCACCCGGAUUCGAUGCAAACAAUGCUCGACCUAGAUACAUUGGACCAUAAGAACAGAUAUCCGUCAGAUUACAGACCCAACGACAGCAGCCUUCUGCAGCCCCCUUGUGACAGCGACGACGCUGAAGAAGUAUUCCGCGGGUCAGACACGGGCUCUCCCUUGUAUUACGGGAGUGAUGGAAGCAAAUCUAGUGAUGAGGAUGACAAACGUAAACAAAGAUUCAAGAGACCACCAGGAAGGCCAAAAGGAAGCGGGCGAAAAGUUUGCAAACGCCCUCGAAGCGUCUCCGUUCCGGAGUUCCUGAGGAAUCUUCUAUUUGAUCCUAAAUACUGUCCAGCUAUAAUCAAAUGGGAGGACCAUUCAUUGGGCAAGUUCAGGUUCGUGAAACCCGACGAAGUGGCAAAGCUGUGGGGGCAGAUGAAGCAGAAUGAUAACAUGACAUUCGAGAAGUUCAGCAGAGCCAUGAGGUAUCACUACAGACAGUCGGUCCUGGUGUCAGUACCAACCGCCCGCCUGGUGUAUCAAUUCGGGCACAAAGGGCCCGAUAUCAACACGCCAAAUCCUAACUUCGUCAAAGUGAAAACAGAAACAGAUGUCCCUGAAGUGACGUACUCCUAGUUUAAAUUUAAGGUUUAGGUUAGAGAUAAAUUGUUAAAACCGAUGCUCAGUGGAUGAUUUGUGAACGUUGUCAAAUUAUGGUUAUCGUAGGAGACGGCCCUAUAUUUCGGGCUAGAGAGCUCUUCAAUUCGUAAAAAUCCUUCAUUGGCCAAUGGCGAAAGAUGUUACGAAGUCAGAGCCACAAAAAUGGUUGUAAUAAUUAAGCAGAUUCAGAUGUAAAUGUUAGAUAAAGAGCUAAAUUGAAGAGUUCCUCGUGAAAUAACGCCCUUAGAUACGCUUGAUUCAAAAUGUUGAACUUGUUCUUCGUAUCUUCCUUUUGCAAUUUACAAUUAAGAAUUAUACAGAUUUAAAAACGACAAAUAAUAUUGGAAAUGGUUGUACAAUUAAUCAAACGAAUUAAUUACUUUUGCAUAACUUGUAACUAAAACACACAUCUGAUUUCCAAUGAUCAGCGUUAUCUAAGAGUGUGUUGGGUGAAUUGAUUUAAAUAGUUGUCUAAGCUAUAUUCGAAACGAUUAUCGAUUAGAUAGGUGUUUCCAGAAAUGUUAUGGAUGUGAUUAGUUCAGAUAGGCUCAAUGUUCGACUUGGCACAGUCCCCACGGUUAUGUAAGUGUACGUUGGUAUAAAUUGUUGAGUGGUGGAUUUUCCGUCAAUUAAUGGUUGUAAACCCUUGUUGAAGUGUCCAUAUUAUUUUUUUAAGUAAUUUUUAUGUAUUUUUAUGACUGGUUUAGUGUCGACGAGAUUCUCGUGGCCGGACACCUGAAGGUCGUUCGGUACUACGAAUUUUUGAUAAAGUAUUUUAAUGUUUUGACAGUUGUUACCAUUUUUGAGAGUGAGUAGUUGAAUAGAUAUUUUGAACAUUCCGUUUUUAUUUAUAAUAGUAUUCGUAAGUUUAUCUUUAGUUUCCAGUUUCUCUGUAAUUUUAGACUAGUUCAAGUUGCCAUAUGUAUUAAUAUUUGUUAAAUGUACUUAAAAGUCGAAUUUCUUCAUAGUUUCAUCAUCAUUUACCAUAUAGUUCUCAAGGUUAGUCAUAAGAUUAUUGUCCGACAUAUUUUAUUGAAUUUUUACUCCCAUCUCAAUGUUAGAAAUAAUUUUAAAAAGUUAUAUACGAUUGGCGCGCUUGUGCAAUAAUAAAAAGAACGUGACGAAAGAAAGAUCUGCAGGCCAAAGAUUAGUUGUGACAAAAAUGUUGUUUUAAUUAAGUUUUAUAAUAACUACAACAAAGACAUAAAUAAUUUUGACAAUUUUAAUAUAAAAUUAGGAAUAAGUUUGCGACUCUCAGGCAAUUGCUGUGAUGUAAUAUAAAAAAAUGAACCGUUUCGUUUCUGUAGAUAGAAUCUAUAUUCUGUUAGUUGACAUAACUAUAAUUUUAUUAAUGAUUUUCUAUAACUAAUAUUCAUCGUUAUUCUAAUUACUUCUAUUCUAAUGACAACAACGGACGUACAUUAUAACAUGUAGACAUAGUUAUUAAAAUUUGCAAUAUUAUAAGCAGUUUUGUAAUAUGAAACAAUUUUGCUCAAUACUUGAAUGCUUCUCGAUAGAUAGGUUUCAAUAUAAAUUCGGUAAUCAAAAAUUUAAUUAGCAACACAACAUAUUGAAUGUACUUAUAUGUAUGUUUGAUAUAACAUUAGACUAAAAGCUAUUUUUGUUAUUGUUUUUUCCAAUGACAAGAAACAUUUAGUACAAAACUGUGUCUUAAUAUACAACGAUAAUAAAAAAAAAACACUAUACGUAAGUAAUUAUAAAUACGUAAUUCUUGUUUUAACAUAAAAUUUACAACGACGAAUGUCAAAAUUGAAUUAACUGUAUUAAAAUGAACAAAGGUGUUAACUCUGUCAUUAUAAUAGUUAGGAUAAAUUUAUAUCACUAAAUUAUUGUUAAAUAUUUGCCAAUUUCAAUGACAAUAUUUAGAUGGUUUUGUAAAUUGAACGGUGCGAAAUUUGUGAGAGAUGGGUUGUUCAAUGUUUCUUUAGCGAUUUAAUAAAAUACGUAAUAUAUUGUAGUGUACUUAAUCAAGUUUCUUGUUUAUACAUACAUACAUGGAGCCUAAAAGUCAUGAAUAUUCACCAAAUUGUGUAUUUCAUCAUUAAAUAACAACGUUUAUAAUUACAAAAAUAUAUAUAUUUUUUAAUUAACAAACAAUAUUACGUAGUAUCGUAAAAUACUGAUUUUUCAUCUCUUUUCCUCUUUAACAACUAUAACUACUUUUUAAGGUCUUUGUCAUUUUUUAUAUCUCCAUCCUUCUCUUCUCCUAGAUAUACAUAGUAUAUUAAGGAAAUUUCUGAUCUAUGAAAUGGAAAGGUGAUUAUUACAAGCUAUCGUAUAUAAAGUCGACAGCUUAAUCUGUACAACUUAAAAAUGUACUAUGUGUAUGUUUAUUUUAAAUCUCUCACAGACAUAGGUGACAUAAAAAAAAUACAAAACUAAACUGUAUGAAUACCUAGUAAACAAAACAUACUAUUCAAUUGACGAUUUCCUUGGAGAUAAAUGCAAUAAAAUUCCUUAAUAUUAUGAUUAAUUUUUUUAUUGUAAAUGUGACAUUAUUGAUUUUUUUAUAAUAUUUUUCUUACAUAAUUGCGAAUUUGUAUAGCUCGAUAGAUGAGGUUGAUCAUAGAGGACUUAUCUUGUUUUAUGAUCCAUUGUUACCUAUGUAUAAUAAAAUAAAUAAAUAAAAUUAAAUAAAGGCUUAAAUAUUGGCGACAAAUGACAUUAUUAAAAGUGUUAUCUUGCUUUAUAUUAAGAAGACAAAAACGAAGGCAUAAACUGACGAAUGUUAUUGUUACAGUAAUGGAUAACUUAAUGUUGAUAUUAUUGUGAUUAACAUAUAAUGUAUGUUUACGUACCUUUUAACAAUUACAUUACGUAAAUGUAGAUUGUCACGAAAAGUAAAGUUUUGUCGAAAUCCAGUAUUUUCGACACAAAUAUAUGUAAGAUGUGUCGAAAAGUUUCGACUAGUUUCGGGACUUUUCGACACAAAUAUAUGUAAGGUGUGUCGAAAAGUUUCGACCAGUUUCGGGACCAUCCGAGAGUAUUUUCGACUGAAUACAAACUAAUUAUAUCGGCUCGUUUUACAAUUAAAAUACCCAUGUGUGUUUACAAAUGUCUUAAUAAAAUUAUCUGUCUAGUUUGUUAUGAGAAAUUUUUGUUUGAAAUUAUUUCUCUCAAUAUAUUGCCACCUCUCAGUACUGUUUUCUAAGAAGCCGUUAAAACGGUUUGACGUCAGAGGUUAAUAAAUUAAUUGCCAUGAUCCUAUUGAUGAAUAAUUGAGUUUAACAAUAGAGAUUAACCAUGACUUGUUAAAUACAAUUUCGACCGUUCAAUUAACUUAUUCCUAUUAAGACCCAUCCAAUGUUUUUUUGCAUUACCUUAAACAGUUAAUGC
Galleria mellonella (greater wax moth) is the source of this 4625-nucleotide messenger RNA. RefSeq names its product ETS homologous factor-like (gene Ets). Gene Ontology annotation, molecular function: DNA-binding transcription factor activity, RNA polymerase II-specific; sequence-specific DNA binding. The transcript has 2 exons. The record is from RefSeq and is a predicted model, not a curated record. Gene Ontology annotation, biological process: regulation of transcription by RNA polymerase II; cell differentiation. Lineage: Eukaryota; Metazoa; Arthropoda; Insecta; Lepidoptera; Pyralidae. Bases 96 to 1244 code for a protein of 382 amino acids. Gene Ontology annotation, cellular component: nucleus.